AGGUUUUUGUCUGCCUGCGCACGGAAUCUUCCAAUUGCGGAAAAGGUUGAAGCGUCAAGGUAAAAGCCUGGAGACUCGUAAUAAUCACUCUCUGCAAGUCUCUGUCGGUGCCGAAAAUCAUGGCAGUAACCGCUUCAGAAGGGCAUUGCCACUCCUCUUCGUCUCUCACUCUUCUUCCUCUUAUUAUUACUCCUUCCUUCCUCUUGAGGGAGAAGAGCUUCAAGACCUCUCUCUUACCCAACAAAAGGUAAAAAGAGAAGGUUGGAUUAUUGUUUUCUGGGGUCAUGGGGUCCGAGGAUAAGAAGAAGGAGAAUGUUGUUACAGGGCAAUGUGAGGAGGAAGAAUGGGAGAUGGUUUCUCCGCCUUUGGAGAUGCCUCUACGAUGGCGUUCGGAUCAGAACGAUGAGCCUAGUGAGCCGUUGAAGGUUCAGUUUCCUGGACCUGCGAAGCACUGGACUGAUGCUAUGCCUAUUGGUAAUGGCCGCCUUGGAGCCAUGGUAUGGGGAGGUGUUCAAUCAGAGACUCUGCAACUUAAUGAAGACACUCUUUGGACUGGGGUUCCUGGUGAUUAUACUGAUUCACAGGCGCCCAAUGUUCUUUCCCAGGUCCGGGAGCUUGUUGACAAGGGUCAAUAUCCUGAAGCAACGAAGGCAGCCUUUGGAUUGGCUGAUCAUCCGUCAGAUGUAUAUCAACUUUUGGGCGACAUUAAGUUAGAGUUUGGUGAUGCGCAUUCUGCUUAUGCUACAGAAACUUAUGAAAGAGAGCUUGAUUUAAAUACAGCAGUGGUUAAAGUUAAGUAUGCUGUUGGAGAAGUAGAAUAUACCCGGGAACAUUUUGCAUCAAAUCCUCACCAGGUGAUUGUGACUAGAAUAUCUGCAAGUAAAUUGGGUUCCCUCUCCUUCACUGUAUCGUUAGACAGCCGAAUGCAUCAUCACUCAAGUGUGAAUGGUAAGAACCAAAUAAUUUUGCAAGGAAGUUGUCCUGGUAAAAGAAAACCACCUAAAGAAUAUUCAAAUGAUGACGCAAAAGGAAUCCAGUUUUCUGCAAUUAUUGAUGUGAGAAUAAGCGAGGAAGCUGGGGUUAUACAGUUAUUGGACAACAAAAAGUUGAAUAUUGUUGGAGCAAAUUGGGCCAUUUUGCUUUUGGCUGCUUCCUCCUCAUUCAAUGGCCCAUUUACUAAGCCUUCAGAUUCUACAAAGGAUCCUACUUCGAUUUCUCUUGCUACUCUUAGUUCUAUAAAAGAUACCCCAUAUUCUCAGUUCUAUAUGCAUCACAUAGAUGAUUAUCAGAAACUAUUCCACCGUGUUUCUCUUCAGAUUUCAAGAAGUUCCAAGAACUCCAAUCAUACCCACAUUAAGAAAUAUGAGGCUAUAAACAAUUUUGUGAAUAACUUUCCGCUUUACAACAGAAAGAACCUGCCCUAUAAAUGGGAGCACAAAAAGGGGGACAAUGAUGGUGUUGUCGUUUCAACAGCAGACAGAAUUAAAUCUUUCAAGACAGAGGAGGAUCCUUCUUUGGUGGCACUUCUAUUCCAAUAUGGCCGAUACUUGCUAAUCUCUUGUUCACGUUUUGGAACGCAAGUUGCAAACCUACAGGGCAUAUGGAACAAGGAUAUUGAGCCGCCAUGGGAUGGUGCUCAGCAUCUAAACAUCAAUCUACAAAUGAAUUAUUGGCCAUCACUUCCUUGCAAUCUAAGUGAAUGCCAAGAACCAUUGUUCGACUACAUCUCCUCUCUUGCAAUCAAUGGAAGUAAAACAUCGCGAGUUAACUAUGAAGCCAGUGGUUGGGUUGCACAUCAGGUCUCAGAUAUUUGGGCAAAAACAUCACCAGAUCGCGGUGAUCCAGUGUGGGCAUUGUGGCAAAUGGGUGGAGCGUGGCUUGCUACACAUCUUUGGGAGCAUUACGCUUUUACAAUGGACAAGGAGUUUCUAGAGAAUAAAGCAUAUCCACUUUUGAAGGGAUGUGCAUCUUUUCUGUUGGACUGGUUACUAGAUACUCCUAGCGGAUAUUUAGAAACGAACCCAUCAACAUCUCCUGAGCAUGCUUUUAUUGCUCCUGAUGGUAGGACAGCAAGUGUGAGCUAUUCAACAACAAUGGAUAUGGCCAUUAUAAGAGAAGUUUUCAAGUCAAUAAUAUCUGCAGCUAAGGUUUUGGGAAAAGGUGAGGAUGAUCUCAUUGAAAAAGUUAGGGUAACAGAAUCAAAGCUUCCCCCAUAUAAAAUAGCCAGAGAUGGUUCUGUAAUGGAAUGGGCACAAGACUUCGAGGAUCCAGAUGUGCACCAUCGGCACUUGUCGCACUUAUUUGGUCUUUUUCCAGGCCAUACAAUAUCCCUGGAGAGAAAUCCAGAUGUGUGUAAAGCUGCUGCUUACAGCCUCUAUAAAAGAGGGGAAGAAGGACCAGGGUGGUCGACUACAUGGAAGAUGGCUCUGCGAGCACGUCUUCACGACAGUGAACAUGCAUAUCGACUGGUAAAGGUCUUGAUAAACUUGGUUGACCCUGACCAUGAAGGGGACUUUGAAGGCGGCCUUUAUAGUAACUUGUUUACUGCACACCCUCCCUUCCAGAUUGAUGCUAAUUUUGGAUUUAGUGCUGCAAUUGCAGAAAUGUUAGUCCAAAGCACAGAAAAAGGAGACCUAAUUCUGUUGCCCGCUCUUCCUCGAGACAAAUGGCCUCAUGGUUGCUUUAGUGGGCUCAAGGCUCGAGGUGGUGUCACUGUUGGAAUCUGUUGGAGAGAGGGGGAGCUUCAUGAAGCCGGGAUUUGGGCAUCUGAUUGUAAACAAAAUGCUCUUACAAGAUUGCAUUACAACGGAAGAAUUGUUCCCAUGAGCUUGGACUCAGGCUACAUGUACACAUUCAACUGUGACCUUAAAUGCGUGAAGAUACUUGCUCUGUGAUAAGAAGCUUCGCAAUGGCGAUUGGUGGAAAAUAAGUGAAUUGCUACCGGCUUAGAAAUACUUUGGAGUGGCUGAUGUCAAGGUAGAGGUAAGAACCUUUUGAGGUCCACCUCUCCUAGUACAUUUCAAUUUGCAGUCUUAGACAUGUGUGAAACCCCUUGUUUUUGAAUUGAAACCCAGCUAUUUUAGUAGUUAUGACACUGUUCAUGACAACGAUCAGUUGUCAUAGAAACUUUUUGAUGUAUGCUUGAUCUUUGCUCCAUCUUUUGUUUUUCUGGUAGUCCCUGUCAAUUUAUCUGGCAUCAUUUGAUAGCAAUACUUUUUGUUACAUUCAUCAAUUUUGCAAGCUUGAUGGGGGGCUUUGAGGUUUGCUUUA
Molecule: messenger RNA, 3270 nt
Organism: Amborella trichopoda
Lineage: Eukaryota; Viridiplantae; Streptophyta; Magnoliopsida; Amborellales; Amborellaceae
Product: alpha-L-fucosidase 2
Biological process (GO): carbohydrate metabolic process
Molecular function (GO): alpha-L-fucosidase activity
Source: RefSeq, a predicted model, not a curated record